UGCACUCGGCUCGACCGUUGGUCGGGGACGCGACGCGCGGCCACGAGUUCCCGGGGCUGUGAUUGGGCAGUAACGGGGAGGCUCGCCCCCGAAGUGGGCAGUAACGGGGAGGCUCGCCCCCGUAGUAGCGGUCCGGGCUUCGCUCGCUGGCGAUGGCAAGUCGCUGAAGCGGUCACGCAGUUCCCACCAGCACCAUGUUCCGGAGACCCAGGCCGAGCUCGGUGAUCAGCUGUUUGAUUCUCUUGUUGUUCGAGAGUGCAGCAGCCAAAAAGUACUGCUGGUUUGUGAAUGCAGGAUAUCCCACUUAUUUUACGUGCCGUGCAUACGAGGACUGUUGUGGUACGAAAUGCUGUAUGCGAGCAUUCUCUAUUCAACGAUUAUGGUAUUUUUGGUUUCUAUUGAUGAUGGGUGUCUUGUUUUGUUGUGGCGCUGGUUUUUUUAUCCGAAGACGACUACAUCCUCCUCAGCUGACUACUGACCCUCCAUUUACAGUGGGCUUCACUCGGCAACCUGUUAACACGAGUGGAUUUCAGACCACAGGGAGCAACCAGACUGGAAUGCAAUAUUACACAGAACCUGGAGCACCUGUUGUUAAUCCCAUUGCCUCAACCUAUCAAAUUCAGCCAAAUUUUCCUCUACUCAACCCAGCCUACCCACCCCCGCCAGCCUACUGCAAUCAGCCACCCCCUCCAUACGAGCAAGUUGUUAAAACAUCAAAUAAGGAAGUUCCCGCUUGAACCUCACGUAAAGGGAAAGUCCGUGCUCCUGGCCUAUUUAGAUGAAUCAAUAUAUGUAAUAGCUUUCAUAUGUUACUUAAGUAGUUUUCUGUAAAAUGAAGUAUCAUGCUUUCUAAACUUUUUAAACACCUCCAUAUUUGCCAAUCUGAUUGAAGGAUCAACUUUUUGAAUCUUUCAUUCUUUCUCCAGUUGCUCUAAGAUUUUUAACUUACUACUGUAAACACUUUUGUACUGACUGUGCACUCUCAGUAUAGUUAAUGUGUUAACAUGAUACACUUGCUCAUUUUUCUCCUCUUGACGGGGAUACUGUUUACAUAAAUAAUUGUGUUUCCUUUUGAUGAAAUCCAGUGAACCUUGCAUAAAAUGUUUCUCCUGAAAUUUGUGUAAUGUUGACAAUUUUUCUCCAGCCACAGAAUUUCUACCUGUACCAUUUUAUCUGCUUUACUUUUCAUUGUUAGUUGAGUACUCUUCAAACAAUUUUUGGCCGAUCUAAUUGGUUUAUCAAGUUUUCUUUAAUCAAUUCACUGAUCCUCUGACCUAACGUCCAGAUAUCAGUUGAAAGGGAUAGAAUCCUACAAGCUCAUCAGGAGUGUUCCUAAUGACAAAGAGUAACAAUGGUAAUGUUUAUCCCAUUUAUUAGGAUAUGGCUGACAAUAUUCUGUAGUUAUGGUCUUCAAACUGUGAUGCUACUUUUCCAGGAUUCUUUGAGAUUGUAAAUGAUAAGUGAAGAUGUAAAUUGUUUUGGUUCCAAACUAUUCAUUAUUUCUUAUUCUCAUUUGAAGUAUUUGUGACACUGUUUUAACCUUGAUCUGAUUGUAUUUCCUUGGGCAAUCUGUAUCUUUAAAAAAAAUAAACUAACUUUUCCACUA
Molecule: messenger RNA, 1606 nt
Organism: Stegostoma tigrinum
Lineage: Eukaryota; Metazoa; Chordata; Chondrichthyes; Orectolobiformes; Stegostomatidae
Gene: vopp1b
Product: VOPP1 WW domain binding protein b
Exons: 6
Coding region: 195-737 (180 amino acids)
Cellular component (GO): cytoplasmic vesicle membrane
Source: RefSeq, a predicted model, not a curated record